AUGGUACACAUUCUGUAUCAGUAUCACCCUUGGUCCCAGCCCUCGGCAGGUGUUCGUAAGUUCUUCUAUGGCACCAAGGAAAAGGUGAGCUCAGACUGGAAGGACCUGGCCUUCCAUCUUGAGUUUGAACAACCCGACAUCGACAACAUCGAAGGGAGAAACCGAGAUGACAAGUCUCGCUGUAUGGACCUGUUGGAGGAAUGGCUGAAGCGUAACGGAGAGAGAGCCACCAUAGAGGUCCUGAUGGAGGCUCUGUCUGAGGCAAACCUGCAGAGUGUUGUGGAUGGUCUGAGGAGAAAACUUCAAGAAGUGCCCUUUUCAGUUCCAGUUGGAGUUGCAGGAACAGAGUCUCCCUCUUUGACAGGUGGGGAAAUUACAGAUGUGUUCCAGAAGUCUGUGAAGAAGUACUAUGAGUUGAAAACAUCUCACUUCAAGCCUCUGAUCUGGAAUGACAACUUCACACUUACCCUCAGUGAUAUCUUCACCCAGUUAGAGUUGGUACCAACGAGUGAAAACCAGUUAAAAACAUCAGAACCCACCAGAGAGGAACAAAGGAAAGAACUGAAGUCAUUAGAUGACUUGUUCAACCCAGAUGUCACAGGACUGUCCACAGCACCAAGGUGCAUUCUGAUUGAGGGUGAAGCCGGAGGGGGGAAGACAACGUUUCUGUCCAAAGAAGCCCUAGAUGCCGUCUCACAGAAAACAGAGCUGGGUAAACGACACAGCAUUGUCCUUUUUAUCCGACUUCGGGAGGUUAGAGAGGGGGAGACCAUAGCGGAGAUGGUGUGGGACCAGUGUGUUCCUGAAAGAAAAGAUGUAACCAUAGAGUCCAUUGAAACAAUCCUAGAGCAAAGCGAGUCCCAUGUGCUCUUCCUCCUAGAUGGGUAUGAUGAGCUGCGGCCUGAGGCCAGGGCAGCCGGGCAGGCCAUUCCCAAACUGCUGUCUGGCAAGUUAUACCCCAACAGCACGAUUGUGAUCACCUCCCGACCCUCAGCAGGAGUGCAGCAGUACACCCGGCCAGACUGUCAUGUGCACAUCAUGGGCUUCUCUGAAGAACAUGCAGAGAAAUACAUGCAGCAGUAUUUCACUGUUGUUAAGAAGCAGGAACUGACAAGUAACCUUGUCGUACAUGUCAAAGAUAAUGAACUUUUGAACACUUUAAUCCAGACCCCAAUUUUCCUAAUGUUGGUCUGUCUGCUUUGGGAGGAGGACCAAGAGAUGGUGUCUACUGGAACAAUAACGGGACUGUAUGACAACCUGCUGACAUGUCUGGUUAGAAAGCACUGUAAGCGGGAAGGAGUGGACAUGCCAACAGACGGGCUGCCUACAGAGGUUGCUGAGUCAUUACUGCAGCUCGGCAAGUUAGCACUAGAGGCACUGCUGAGGAAUGAAACCCUGCUUGAUCUUGUAGAAGUAGAGAAAGAAAAGAUAAAUUGGGAGUUUUUGUUAAAGCUGGGUGUGGUCUCCUUGGAGGUUUCUUCCUCUAAAUUGCAUCCUAGGAAACAACUGAAUUUUUCCCACAAAACCAUGCAAGAGUUCCUGGCCGGACGAUAUGUUGCUCAUGCUCUGUUGAACCAAGACAUUGUAGAGCUGCUGCAGCUCACCUCCAUAACCAAGGCACUUGAACUCAGCAACCUGCUUCAGUUCACGUGUGGCUGUGACUCACGGGCAGCACAAGCUGUGAUGGAGGAACUGAGCAACGUCAGCAGCAGAGAGUUCACACACUUGAGACCAGAACAAUUUGAACGUCCAAAUGUGCCAAAGGAUCGAGAAAUGCAAAAGUCCUGCAAAACAUAUGUAUAUGAAGACUUUGCAGACUUGUGCCUGACCAUCCUCAGUGAGAGACAAGAACCAGAAGUGCGUCAGGGCAUCAGUCAAGCGCUGCCAAUUGUCAUGCUGGACAGCUCAAUUAACAGUAGAGAAGCCACAGGUCUGAAGUAUUACAUGCAGAAUCUUCAUUCAGCAAACCUGCCGGACAGGCUCAUACUUCACAUCCAUGGAGGCACUGACAGCAGAGACACAGUUCAGUACCUACAGCAGUGUUUUAAAACUUCACUCCCUGGACUUAGAUUGGACUUGAGACUGUCAGGACAGUUUGACUCACCUGAUGAGACAGCCAGGCUGGUUUCAGUUCUGAAGAAUGUUCCUGGACUGAGGGCGCUGGAUCUGUCAUGGACACGCCUAACACCAUCAUCACUCCAGCCACUUGUGCAGGGGUUCAGCCACAUGUCUCUGUUAGAGGAGCUGGAUCUUAGCAUGAACGGCAUUAAUCUUACUAAGAACCGUAAUCUUGGUGAUGCUGGGAUGGAAGUCCUGCAGGUUGGGCUGUCCAGUGUUCCACACCUGGCUGUUCUCCGUCUUGGGGUAGUCAACAUGACAGCUGUGGGCAUGUCAUCCCUGGCUCCCUACAUGCGCCACCUAGUGGGACUGAGAGAACUGGAUAUAAGUUAUAAUUAUAAGAUCGGUGAUACUGCGCUGGAAUCUCUCACCACCGUCCUCCCCAUCUUCACAGCCAUGCAGGUGUUGGUCCUGUGUAGCAUCGGUAUCAGCCCCACAGGCAUGCGCACACUGGUCCCUGCACUGUGUCAGCUAACCAGACUGAUCAAACUGGACAUUAGUCAUAAUGCCAUAGGAGACCCCGGACUGGAAUGCCUGGCUGCUAUCCUCCACCACCUCACAGCCAUGAAGGUUUUGGAUCUCAGUCUGACAGAUAUCAGUGACAGGGGAAUAUCAUCCCUGAUCAAAGCUCUGCCUCACCUGGUGCAAUUACAGGUGUUGGAUGUGAGUUACAAUAACAUAGGAGACUCAGAGAUUGUCUCACUGGUGCAAACACUCUGCCAGCCCAGCAGUUUGGACAUGGAACAAAACCCACCUGGUGACAAGAGUCUGACCACAGCCCCUCACUGUAACACCACACUACAGAAGCUGGACAUCGGGAACAAUAGGAGAGUAACAGGAGCCGGACGGGUGAGGGUCGCACAGCUCAUCAGCGCACUGCCGGCACUGACCAGGCUGAACAUGUCUGGUUCCCGGCACACACCUGCACACCUGCCUGACACCGCUGCCAUGGCCCUGGCCGAGGCUCUACCCAGACUCCCUGCCCUGGAGCGGCUGCACCUGGAGUACAUCUCCAUGGAGCCUGCAGGGUUCCAGGCUGUGGUGCAGGCUGCUGAGGAACACCCAACACUGAAGAUGCUGUUCUACUCUAGUGAUGGAGUUCCUGAGGGAGGGAACACCACAGCCAGCUGCCUUAAGCUGCACGACUACUGAGUCCCCAACAUGCCGACCUGUUCUGUACAUUGUCUCAGCUGAGGUAUGGAUGUCCUGAAAUGCCUAAAGCCGGACCAUGACUCAAAAGACAUCACUCCAACAUCUUUGAAAUCGUAUCCAAAAUCCUGUGACAACUCAACUAUUCAUCUGCGUAUAUGAUGCACAUCUGGACACAAGACUACAAAUGAUAAGAGGACAUACUGUCUAUGACAGUUAUGGCAGCUAUUUAGGAAAUAAACGAGGCUGAUUAUAAUGUUACAGUUAGAAAAGUCAGAAAUAAUCUUCAUUCCUAACAUGAGCACAGCAUUCUCUUUUGUCCAAUGCCCAAAUAUCAUUCUACUUUCAGCAAAUGACCACUUGCAAUAAUUGAUGUUUAACUGAAGCUCUUGAUAUUAUGAUAUUUAUUGCAUGUCUGCAGCGUUUUUAUUAUUCAAUGGACAUUGCAGAAACACCUUGAUACAGUUGUGGCUGUUCCAUCAGGUUUACUAAAAAGAUCAAAAUCUUUCACUUGGAGAUGUAUUUAUGAGCUCCAUAGCGUUUGUACAAAAGUAUUCGAAUUUUGGCCUUUUACUAAACUUUGCCACCCAACAAGCACGCUACUGAAAGGUUUGCAGUCCUUAGGAUGGGAUGUUAGGCUGUUGGUUCAUUGUGCUUGUCUAAAAGAGCUAGUA
This is a messenger RNA of Branchiostoma floridae (Florida lancelet), 3941 nucleotides long. RefSeq names its product NLR family CARD domain-containing protein 4-like. Gene Ontology annotation, biological process: signal transduction. The transcript is spliced from 6 exons. The coding region runs from base 1 to 3270 and encodes 1089 amino acids. Lineage: Eukaryota; Metazoa; Chordata; Leptocardii; Amphioxiformes; Branchiostomatidae. Gene Ontology annotation, molecular function: protein binding. The record is from RefSeq and is a predicted model, not a curated record.